Brachypodium distachyon (stiff brome) is the source of this 3343-nucleotide messenger RNA. Its product is annotated as protein IMPAIRED IN BABA-INDUCED STERILITY 1. Gene Ontology annotation, cellular component: nucleus; cyclin-dependent protein kinase holoenzyme complex. Gene Ontology annotation, biological process: positive regulation of transcription elongation by RNA polymerase II; protein phosphorylation. The transcript has 10 exons. Gene Ontology annotation, molecular function: ATP binding; cyclin-dependent protein serine/threonine kinase activity; RNA polymerase II CTD heptapeptide repeat kinase activity. The record is from RefSeq and is a predicted model, not a curated record. Bases 789 to 2894 code for a protein of 701 amino acids. Lineage: Eukaryota; Viridiplantae; Streptophyta; Magnoliopsida; Poales; Poaceae.
GGCGGAGCAGAGGAAAGGCAAAGGCCAAAGAGCGCCCGAAAAGGAGAAAAAGCGUGCGAAAAUCUCAUCACUCCGUCAGUCUACUACUCCCUUGGACCAUUUAAAGCCCCGUUCCCACCUGCGAAUCCGCCCCACAAGCACAACUCCUCCGUCCUCCGCUGCCCUGAUCGAGCUUAAUAAAGCUUUUCCUCUGCUCUCCCCACCUACGCUACGCUGUGCCCCGUCCUAGUGUUCUCUGUUUCUGUUUCCACCGGCCGAAUUUGGUGGCGUUUUCUUCGUCCCUUCUUCCGGCGAGGCCGCGGGCGGGCAGUUUUCGCGUUUCUGGCUGCCGUGCGGUGUUUUGCUCUGAAUUUGUUUGCUCCGGCGGCUGUCCUGAUCUGUCGCUCGCUGAAUUCGCAGAAAAAGCUAGCCUUUUCGCCCCCCUUGCGGCAACGGUUGUCUCGUGCUGACCCUCCUAGCUAAACCCCUUCCUGGCGAUCACGGUUCAGCGGCCGGCUGGAAAUAUCUCUCUCUGUCUUGAUCUGUGGAAGUCGGUGGGAGUUGGUGGUGGUGCCGUCGAGGUCAAUCCCGAGUUGAUCUUGACCUGUGCCGUGCUCGGCCCGUGAGCGACGAGACGGCGCCUUUAGGUUUUUAGGUGAAGGGCUCAGUCGAUUUUCUGUCGAUUCUUUUUGUUCCCCCUCUGUUCGUUCCUCCAAUGCGGGAGUGGGGAGCUUAACUUGAUCCGCCCGGUGAGCUCGGCGUAUGGUAAAAGGUGGUGUUUAGUGCUAGUGCUGCGCUGCGCCGCCGGCAUGGGCUGCGUUGCGUCCAAGAACACCGUCUCGGUCACGCCGGCGGUCGACUCAUCCGGCGCGCUCCGGGACAGGAGGCUGCCGCGCGCGCCGGAGCCGGAGCCAGCUGCGGCGGCGGUCUCCGUCUCCGCCUCCUCCCUGCGCGGCUCGGCGGCGGCGGCGGGGUUGUUGGAGAAGAAGGACGACGCGGAGGAGCAGGGCAAGGCUGUCGUCGCCGUGGCGGCCGCGUCCCGAAGCUUCCGGCUGCGGAGCCUCCGUAAGAGCCUGGAGGGGGAGCAGGUGGCGGCUGGGUGGCCGUCAUGGCUCAGCGCCGUUGCCGGGGAGGCCAUCCAGGGGUGGAUCCCCCUCAAAGCCGACGCCUUCGAGAAGCUUGAGAAGGUUGGGCAAGGCACAUACAGCAGUGUAUUUAGGGCACGUGAUCUUGAUACUGGAAAGAUUGUUGCACUGAAGAAGGUGAGGUUCGACAAUUUUGAGCCUGAGAGUGUUAGAUUCAUGGCAAGGGAGAUACAAAUAUUGAGAAGGCUUGACCAUCCAAAUGUCAUGAAACUGGAAGGCUUGAUUACUUCACGGUUAUCUUGUAGCCUUUAUCUAGUAUUUGAAUACAUGGAGCAUGAUCUUGCUGGACUUUCUUCCUCCCCUGACAUCAAGUUCAGUGAAGCACAAGUUAAGUGUUACAUGAACCAGUUACUGUCAGGACUGGAGCAUUGCCAUUCUCGUCGCGUUGUUCACCGUGACAUCAAGGGUGCUAAUCUCCUUGUGAAUAAUGAAGGAGUUCUAAAAAUAGCUGAUUUUGGUCUUGCUAAUUACUUCGAUCCAAGUAAAAACCAUCCUCUGACCAGCCGGGUUGUUACACUAUGGUACCGACCACCUGAACUGUUACUAGGUUCAACUCACUAUGAUUCGGCCGUUGAUUUGUGGAGCGUUGGAUGUGUAUUUGCUGAGAUUCUCCGUGGGAAACCGAUCUUGCAGGGAAGAACUGAGGUGGAGCAAUUGCAUAAGAUUUUUAAGUUAUGUGGCUCCCCUGCUGAUGAGUACUGGAAGAAGUCAAAAUUGCCUCAUGCAACAAUAUUUAAACCGCACUGUCCUUAUCUAAGUACUCUUCGAGAUGUUUUUAAAGAGGUACCGGAGAAUGCACUGAGUUUACUAGAAACUCUUUUGUCGGUGGAGCCAUACAAGCGUGGUACUGCAUCGUGUGCUCUUACAUCUGAGUUUUUCAAGACGAGACCUUAUGCAUGCGAACCUUCAAGCUUGCCUCAGUAUGCACCCAACAAGGAGAUGGAUGCAAAAUUGCGAGAAGAGUCACACAGAAGAAAGGCCAGUAGCAGAGGGCAUGGGCCAGAAGCAUCAAGGAAGUCAUCAAGGCUAAGCAGGGCAGCAAGAGAACAAAGUGCAGUCAAUAAGCAAUCUGAUAAGACGGAGGAAUCCAAAACUAAAGCAAAUGUUACCAAGGAUGGUGCAACACUGGAUCGUGUGAACGUAAAUGGUGAUUCUAAGAUACUCACAGACAUACAACCAGUGUCAACGGCCCAAGUUAAAGAAAGAGCUCGUCAUCUUAAGAACGAUUCACAGGAAGACAUCCCUUUCUCCGGGCCCUUGAUUGUUUCUUCAUCCAGUGGCUUUGCAUGGGCCAAAAAACAAGAGGGGCAUUCUUUUGGUGGUUCAAGGAACAGAUCGAGUUCAAGAGAGCAAUUUACGGUUGAGUUAGACCAGGACAAGAAGCUACAAGCUAAAGAGAGCAUUGGCUUCAAGGAACAACACAACAGAGAUACACAAAUAGCACGUGCGAACUCCAAAUCCCGAGAGCCUCACGAGGUAGCAAAGCGUGCAGUUCUGAAGAAGUGGUCACAGUUAGAGCGUCCAGAUUCAUUUGAUUCUUGUGACACUUACCACUCUCAGAACUUUUCGAAUGCAAUAUAUCUUGGGGAUGCCCUCUCGUCAAAAAAUAGCAUGAAGGAUGACCACAAUCAUGGGGAGAGGGUUGAAUAUUCAGGCCCUUUAUUGUCUCAGUCCCACAAGGUUGAUCAAUUGUUAGAGAAACAUGAGCGUCACAUCCGGCAAGUAGUCCGAAAAUCAUGGUUCAGGAGAGGAAGGAAGCAAGACAAGUGAGAUGAAAAGCCUGACUAUUUUUCCAUCAUUGGAGGAGCAGGCGCGCCAGGUACAUAGCAACGAGUGCCGGCGUGCUGUCGGAAGUCUGAACCAGGAACUGUCAUGUUCGUCUCAGAUGCUUAAACUCCAGCGUGUGCUAUGUCAUAGUAUCUUGUCGUCUCAUCAGUUCUCCACCUUCGUUAUACCUAGGAAAUAGGAAUAACAGCUGACGAGUGUAGUUAAUCCGGAGGAAACGAUGACUCGAACCAGUCAGCCGUCCGUGUAGUUAGCUGAAUCAAUAACAAGCACAGGCCAUGGUGCCAUGAUUCCUGUAUAGCUAGCCUCUGUAAAGAAAAUAGCAAUUCAAAUCGAUGACUACUGAUUUAAUGUACCUCUCAGUGCUCUCACGACCUGGUGACGAUCGAACCGCUCUGAUCAGUCAAAAUGACGGGAUAUAUAUCUCAUCAUAA